Messenger RNA from Phaethon lepturus (White-tailed tropicbird), 459 nucleotides. Its product is annotated as target of rapamycin complex 2 subunit MAPKAP1-like. Gene Ontology annotation, cellular component: plasma membrane; TORC2 complex; cytoplasm. Gene Ontology annotation, biological process: TORC2 signaling. NCBI's taxonomy places the organism in Eukaryota, Metazoa, Chordata, Aves, Phaethontiformes, Phaethontidae. Bases 1 to 459 code for a protein of 152 amino acids. The transcript is spliced from 5 exons. The record is from RefSeq and is a predicted model, not a curated record. Gene Ontology annotation, molecular function: phosphatidylinositol-4,5-bisphosphate binding.
AUGACUAUUUCAUUAGCUUCCCUGUAUGCCGAUUUAUUGGAGGCUAUUAAGGAAACUCCAAAUGUCCCACCACCUACAAAUCCUUACCUAAUAAGCUUUGCCCAGGGUCAUGUUGGUACAACGGCAACCAAAAAAAUUGAUGUCUACCUCCCACUGCACACAAGCCAAGACAAACUACAGCCCAUGACAGUUGUGACGAUAGCGAAUGCCAAGGUGCAUGACCUGAUUGGACUAAUAUGCUGGCAAUAUACAAGUGAGGGACGGGAACCAAAACUGAACGACAACGUCAAUGCCUACUGUCUCCAUAUUGCUGAGGAUGACGGUGAGGUCGACACAGAUUUUCCGCCCUUGGAUUCCAACGAGCCCAUUCACAAGUUUGGCUUCAGCACUCUGGCGCUGGUGGAAAAGUACUCUUCUCCCGGCCUGGCAGCAAAACAGUCGCUCUUUGUUCGCAUGUGA